Messenger RNA from Asparagus officinalis (garden asparagus), 530 nucleotides. Its product is annotated as heavy metal-associated isoprenylated plant protein 43-like. The transcript has 2 exons. The record is from RefSeq and is a predicted model, not a curated record. The coding region runs from base 37 to 456 and encodes 139 amino acids. Gene Ontology annotation, molecular function: metal ion binding. Lineage: Eukaryota; Viridiplantae; Streptophyta; Magnoliopsida; Asparagales; Asparagaceae.
GAGAGAGAGAGAGAGAGAGAGAGAGAGAGAGAGAGCAUGGAGAAGAAGAUGGUAAUCAAGGUUCAUAUCACUAGCCAAUGUUGUAAGAAGAAGCUUCUUCAAGUUGUCUCUAAGCUACAAGGUAUAGAUAAGAUGGAAAUUGAUUCUGAGAAGAACACGAUGACGGUCAUCGGUACUGCUGACCCAAUGGACGUGAUCAAACGAUUGAGAAAAGUUUGCAAAUCCGCUGAAAUUGUAACCAUUGGUCCACCUGCACAGCCUAAACCUGCAGAACCUCCGAAGCCUAAACCUGCAGAGCCUUCGAAGCCUAAACCUGCAGAGCCUUCGAAGCCAGCUCCAUGCCCUUCGUAUCCUCCAGUUUGUUUCUCAGGAUGCCCUUGGAACUGCACAGCUUGUGUGCCUCCAAGGUACAUCGCGUGCCAUGAGGAAACUCCACAGUUUUGCACACUCAUGUAAAAUUGGUGCAAAAACUUCUUUAGAUUUUGUUUCUUCGAUAUAAGUGAUGUUCACAUGCCUAUGUCACACGAGAU